Penaeus vannamei (Pacific white shrimp) is the source of this 1764-nucleotide messenger RNA. Its product is annotated as cytochrome P450 3A13. The record is from RefSeq and is a predicted model, not a curated record. Gene Ontology annotation, molecular function: monooxygenase activity; oxidoreductase activity, acting on paired donors, with incorporation or reduction of molecular oxygen; heme binding. NCBI's taxonomy places the organism in Eukaryota, Metazoa, Arthropoda, Malacostraca, Decapoda, Penaeidae.
CGAGACUCUCGCCGCUUUACACAGGGAAAGCUGGAGACUCCUUGACAUCUCUGGCUUCCUAGAGACGGGCGUUUUUCACUGUAUUUUACUCGAUAUUUCUGCUGUUUUCAUCAGAAUGCUUCUGGAGGUGGUCUUGCUGCUCGUGAGCUUGUUCGCAUGCCUGUGGGCGUGGGGCAAGUGGUGCCACGGGCAUUGGGCACGACUAGGGGUGCCCUCGCCGCCCGCCCGCCCCUUCACCGGCCACUUGCACCACGUGUUCUCUUCGACGAGGCCGGUGUGGGAGUGGCGGGAGGAGGCCUACCUUCGCCAUGGUGGGCAACGCGUCUGCGGCCUCUACAACUUCCUCACGCCGCAGCUCCUCGUGGGCGACCCGGAGCUCCUGAAGGGCGUCCUCGUCAGGGACUUCGAUCACUUCGUGGACCGGAGGCAUCUCGACCUCGCGGGACCUGAAGACCAGCUGUGGAACGACAUGUUAAACAACGCGACAGGAGACCGAUGGAAGCGCAUCCGAGCAGCUGUGACCCCCGCCUUCACCUCAAGUCGGCUCAAAGUCAUGUUUCCUCUCGUCGCCGAAAAAGCUGGAGUUCUGGGCCACGUCGCGAGGUCCCUGGCGAAGCAGAGCGAGAAGGUCGAACUGAAAGGUCUGCUCGGUCGCUUCAGCAUGGACGCGACGGCCUCCUGCGGCUUCGGGAUGCAGUGUGACUCUCUGAACCACAAGGAGAGCGAGUUCUGCAGGAUCGCGGCCGUUAUUUUCAACCCAACGAUGUGGCGGAUCAUGAAAUUAACCAGCUUCUACAUCGCGCCCCGCUUGUGUCGAGCGCUUGGUAUGAGAGCGACUAGCGACGGUCUGCUGUACUUCGCUAAGGUUGUGGCGGCGACGCUGAACAACCGGCAGGAGACCGGGGAAACCCGCGGGGAUUUUCUCGACCUCAUGAUCGAGUCGAGAAAAAUUGUUGAUGAGGCGAACCCUGGGAAACGCAAGCAUGCUCUCGACGACAUAACGGUCGUGUCUCAAGCCGUGGUCUUCCUCCUCUCUGGAUACGACAACAACGCCACGACCCUCGCCUUCUGCUGCUACUUCCUCGCCAAACAUCCCCACCUGCAGGAGAAGGCGAGGGAAGAAGUCCUCCGCCUCCAGCGCCUCCACCAGGGCGAAGGCGACGAAGGAGAAAUCUCUUACGAAGCCCUAGCCGAAGCCAAGUUCCUGGAUGCCUGCGUGUCCGAAACUUUGCGCUUUUAUCCCAUCGAAACCUCGUUCAACCGUCAGUGUGUGAAGGACUACAUGUUAGGCGACACAGGCCUGGCAGUGAAGGAAGGGACGGUGGUGGAGGUGCCCGUGUGGUCGCUCCAAAGGGACCCGCGGCACUGGAAGGACCCCGAGGUCUUCAGGCCAGAGCGCUUCCUGCCGGAGAACAAGCACGAGAUCACCCCGUUCACUUACCUCCCCUUCGGUGCCGGACCCAGGAACUGCGUUGGUCAGCGCUUCAGUUACAUGGUAAUUAAGACCGCGUUGGCCUACCUCCUGAAGGCGGUGGUCAUGGCUCCCGCAGAAGGCCACGAAGGACCUCCGGAACUCGCCAUCAGCCCCGUGAUCCUCAGGCCAAAGAACGGGGUUUACGUGACCUUCAAACCCGUCACGGGCGAUGUGGGAAAUUAAGCGGGAUGCGUUUUAUUUAUUUUUGUUUCUGUUAUUAUUUUUAUUAUUGUCUUUCAUUGGAAAGAUGUGAUCAUUUGUUCGAUUUUAUAAAUUUGAUUUCUUUUUCU